Mucor mucedo is the source of this 720-nucleotide messenger RNA. RefSeq lists its product as uncharacterized. NCBI's taxonomy places the organism in Eukaryota, Fungi, Mucoromycota, Mucoromycetes, Mucorales, Mucoraceae. The record is from RefSeq and is a predicted model, not a curated record. The coding region runs from base 1 to 720 and encodes 239 amino acids. The transcript has a single exon.
AUGACAGAAAACGAAAAGAAAGACAUUCUAAUUCAAUUGUUAAAGCAAGAAUUAACCAAAGAAGCACUACCUCAAAACUUUCGCGAUAUCUUGAGUAAGACGCUACAGGUACUUUCGCAUCAAAAUAAAGAUCUAGACAAGCUGCGACAGGAGCGAGACAAGUUCCGUAAAGAAGCUGAACAUUGUGAGACCAAGUCCUUGCAAUUGACCAACUAUGUGAAAGCGGCUGAAGAUAAUUACAAUGCGCUUGCUAAACUAUACAAAGGUGAACAUACAAAGACGCUAGAUCAACAAGAACAAAUCAUACAAUAUCAGACCAGACUAAAGGAGUUGGGUGAGGAACAAACAGCGCGAGAACUCGUGAUUCGACAACAAAUUGAACACAUGAAGCAGUUAAGUGAUGAACGGGUCGAGAAACAACGGGAAGAGUAUACCAAAUCAGCCAAUAAACAAGCCAUGGGAAGAAGAAAUAUCGAAGAAAAAUUAAUGCACAAGGAUGCCGAAUUAAACGAUCUCAAGAAACGAUUACAGGAUCUGGAAACACGGUUUAAUCACUUGGAGGCUCAGAAGCAAGAGAAAGUAAACGAAGCUGAUUUUUACAAGAAGGAAAACUCACAGUUGAAAUUGUUGGUGGCUUACUUGCAACCACAACAAUUGCAAGCUCAAAAUCAAACCCAUAUCCAAACUUUACCCCAACCUCCUCACAAUCCACGUUAUUAG